UGUCGGAGAUAGAUAAAUUAUUGCAAUACACAAACGCCAUCUGCAAAGUCGUGAACAAAGAGUUGAGAUGACAGAUUUUAAAAUGCCGUGAACAAGGGAGAUACUGACCGCUCGGGGAAAUCUUGCCAUAUCUGAGGCUGGAGUCCUGUGUAGUUGGGUCAGGAUGUCCGAUGCUAACAUAAUGGCCGAAUCUUACGCUGAUGGUGCCAUCAACCUGAGCAGCACAGACUCCGGCCAGUCUGCCAACGACGAGGACAACAAACCUAGUUGUCAUUUCUGUGGCAAAAAGUUUGCACAGUCCAGUUACAUCAAGGCCCAUAUGAGACUACACACUGGAGAGAAGCCAUUCGCGUGCUCCUUCUGUCCCAAACGCUUCAGCGACUGCAGCAAUUGGAAGAAACAUGAGAGAAUUCACAUCAGACAGAUGGGCAUCAAUCCCGACAAAGCGCACAACAUGACAAAACACUCCAUGUUUCUUGUCCAAUCAUCAUACUCUUCACCUAAAUUGAAAAACGAUUUGGGAUCACCAGAAUACGUCUGCAAAAUUUGCGGAAAGUCAUUUGCCAAUGCCAGUAGUUUGACUACACACAAGAGAAUACACAGUGGGGACCGUCCGUACCGAUGUCAGACGUGUGGCAAGUCGUUCACACAGAUUGGGACCCUUCGCACCCAUGAGCGUGUGCACACAGGCGAGAAGCCAUACAUUUGUAAAAUCUGCGGCCAGACUUUUGCCCAGAGCGGAAGUUUUCGUAUGCACGAGAGACGACAUAUGAUGGAGAUGCUUCACAAAUGCCCGGUUUGUCCAGUCAAGUUCCAGCAUUGGGAGGAUGCGAAGCAGCACCUAGCAACCCAUCCAGAGAUCAUCGCUCGCCAUCCUGAAAUUGUUGAGUCGAAUGGUUUCUUAGAGAACGACUUGGCAAAAGCUCUCAAGACUGAAGAAAAUCUACAGCAGUUCCACCAAGCCCUUGCCGCCCAAGUGUCAGAUGAAACCCUCCCACCGAUAGAAACGUUUACGAGCCGCCCGGAUCACCUUCCUCACAGUUUCCCUUUUCCUGCUGGAAUACCGCCCCUUGUGUCUGCCAAUGCCCUUCACUUUCCUGGGAUAUCUGUGAGUGCUGCAGACAUCACUAACCCUGUCAAUGUGUUUUCUUCAGCCAUCAUGCGGGCAGACGCCAUGCACAUACCGACCCGUCAACUACUGGAAGACUACGCCUUGCCAACUUCUACUGCUAUCACUGUGCCAUAUACCGAACCGCUGCCCGUCAUCAUUCAGGACGGUAACGACACUGCCAUCGUCAGCACCACAACUGCUCGUGACCGGAAGUACAGUUCAGAUUCUCACACUUCCCGGUCCGUCUCCACACCAGAUCCUGGUUGUGACACGGGCAACUGCCGUAGCGAGAGCGAGAAGAACGGCAAUUUCCUGGAAAACAUUACUGCCGAUACAGCUGGUGGGAAGACCGGAUCAGAAGACUCGAGUUUGACAAGCGACCAUUCAGACAGCGCCCAAAAUGAGGAAAACAUGGGCAUUAGUCGACAGAAUCUUCACUCGCGCAUGAUCUCCACGACUAACUCGCGGAAACAACGCCAUCCGAUGCGUCGCUAUAGCGGCAGCAGCUCUAUGGCCCCAGACACGUCCACCCAGCCGACCACCAAUCUGGUGGAGACCAGCUCCAACAACUCGGACACCAUCCGAGAAGAGGACAUAUCUGAUGACUUGGUGGGAGGCAAGUUCUAUCGAUGUGAACACUGCCACAUCCUGUUCGAAGAUUGCACCCUGUAUCUGCUUCAUAAUGGCUUCCACUCUCACGACUCCGAUCCAUUCAAGUGUGUCAUCUGUAAAUCGUCCUGCCGUGACCGCAUAGAGUUUAACUGCCAUUUGACCAGCCAUAUAAAGUUAUCAUCCUAAUAUGGUUGACCGGUCUCUGAUCUACUGCUGUCAAGUAGGUGCUGUUUACUGUGGAUAUAUUUGCAGUUGUGUUUUACAGGCUUGCCAAUGAUGUGUCGGAGUUAUCGCUCUCCCGAGAAGUCCUCAAGAGGUAUUAGUUUUAUACAGACGAUUGUAUAUCCGCACCUGAUCCUGGUAUAGCGUUACGAACAAAUAGAAACAUACCACACGGGAAGGUUAGAGGUUUUCAUACUUUUUGUAUGAGUUAUGUGUGUUCGAAGAUCAAAAAAUGAAAAAAAAUCAUCAAAAGGAAAUUUAAAAAAAUAAAAAAAAUACAAUUAUUGAAUUUAUGAUAAAGUGAGAAAACAAAUUGCAAAUAUUUCCAAAUAUAUCAGUGUAAAGUUGUAUUUUUCAUUCCAAAAAAUAUACAUUAUAUAAAUGAAAAACUAUAAAUAAGAUGAACACCGUGUAGUUGUAUAUCCUAUUCAUUGUUUAUUAAAGAAGAAGCAUUUAAAAUGCUGAUUAUAUUAUUAUAGAUUAGUUGUCUCAGUAUACUUCCGAUAUUAACAGAGGUUCGAGUGUAACAAUUACAGAUAGUGGUGUGUAACCUAACGUUCUGAACUUGUAAGAGUUACCUCCCAUCGUUUACUAUAUUUUAGCCUUUGCAGUCUAGAUUGCAAAGGAUCGAAUGGCUGGUAUUGGUGAAUUGUCAUAUCUCUGUGAUGAAGGAUGUAUUUAGUUUUUAUGAAAUGACCAAAGCAAUUUAUAAAAUAUAUAGCUAUAAAAUUAUUCAAAAUGGCUCUAUAUUUUUAUACAAAUAGCAUUCUUUAAUUUUUCAUAUACAUGUCUCAAUACAUUCAACACUAUCAAUAAUGGCUACUCCCUCCUAAAAUAGAUAUGGUUUAAAAUAUUUUAUCAAACAUUUUAUCAAUAUAUUCGUAAGAGCAUUUUUGAAUAUCAUUCAAAUAAUUAUAUACACCAUAAAGAGGAACGCAACGCUUUUAUGCAAUUUAUUUCAUCGUUCCCAACUUUUACAGUGAUAUAUAAAUUUUCCAAUAUUCAUGUGAAAUAAUACCAAACUUUACAAUUUAGCCUAUGACAAGGGCAUGACGUUGGUAGCUGUCUUUUUAAGUGUGGAGUUUCUUUUAUAAAAAAAAUCUUAGUUUUUCAAACAAAUUUAAGAGAUCAGUUUUAAGUUGUCAAAAAAUCCAAUGUUUGUUGAAUUUCUACAUUUUAGUGAUUUUAUCAAUUAAAUUUAUCAAUAAAAACAAACAUGACGAUUGUUUCUUUAUAUGAUAAUACAUUUUCAUUUGCCAAAUAUUGAUCUACAUAUUUUGUACCCUUUUUUACGGCAAUAGCAUUGAUAAUUUUAUUUUCCUUAAAACCAAAAACCAGUUUUCAAAUCCAAAAUGCCUUUAUUGGUGAAGCAUAUAAUUUAAAAAAGAUUCUGUCAAAAUGAUUUUACAUUUUGUAUAUCUGCUAGUUUCGCCUCGGUCUUUAUUAGUUCUAAUUGUUGACAUUUCAAAACUGUAUAUGACAAAUGGAUCUAUUCUGAGUGUUUCAUCUAAAUUCUGAAAUGUAUGCUAUCAUGAAUCAUUAAAAAUAUAUAUAUAUGUCUAUAAUGAUAUAUAUAUUUAUAUAUUCAUAAAUAUAUAUAUGAUUUAGUGGACGAAAGAGUUGUAAUGAAAAUAGAUAUUGUAUAUAAACGUGUAUAUUGGGCAAUUUUUCAUCACCACAUGAAAUGACAUAAAUUUACAAAGAGAUUGAAAUGGAUGUAUUUUGGCUUAGUAUGUACAUGAUAGUAGUUUAGCUACGUGUUGUUGACCGUUCGUCUUACGAUAAAAUUGCCAUUGGUAUUGUCCUAGUAAACGUAUAUAUAAAUAUAUAUAUAUAUUAUAGUUAUUUAGGUGCUUUUUGACUUCAUGUUAUUAUAUCAACUAUUACUAUGACUACGUAUAGUGAUUCAUUGUAAUAGUUUUAAUUGUCGGAUGAUCGUAGAUAUUUUUUCUUGAAAUUGAUAAAAAAAAUGUAUUAUAUUUGCCUCAGUUAUAUGAACUAUAUACAUAGGUGCUUGAUUCGUUGUUGUGUUUACGUAUUAAGUAUUUGAAAUACAAUUAUAUGUAUAUCAACCUUAUUAGUGCUGUUCAUUUAUUGUUGGUUGUUUGUUACUAAGUAGAUAAAAUACAAAGUAUUUCUAUUCGAUAUUUGCUAUUGUUUACAAGGCACACCCAUAUUCGAUACUUGUGACUCUACCAUGAUAUUUUCAGUAUUUGUUUAGCAUUGCAUACAUGAUUAUAAUUAUUAUAUAUAUAUAUAUUUAGCUGAGAUAUGUCAACCAUUGCCUGCCUGUCUUAUUGUAUUGACCAUGUAUUGAUCUUUUUUUUUGAAAAACUCGUUCACCCCCCCAAGACACAUUUGAACUCUUCCAAUUCAAAGGUUGGAAUAGUUCAUUACGAAAUUUCAGGGGUGAACGAGUUAAAUGCUGUAACAGUAGAAUGGCUGUAUUUAUAAUUUGUAUACAUUAUUUUGUUUUAAAUGAGUUCUUUUGAUCAGGCAUCAAAACUUGGUUGUAUUUUGUAUUUCUCUAUAUGUUUUUAAUUAGGUGACUGUAGUUCACCUACAUUCCGUUAAAGUGAUCUAUGAUUAACGAACAGGCUUCAAAAAUUUCAAAAUUUUGUCAUAAAAAUAGGCUUUCUACAUCAUUAUUCAUGAGUAAUG
Molecule: messenger RNA, 4606 nt
Organism: Mizuhopecten yessoensis (Yesso scallop)
Lineage: Eukaryota; Metazoa; Mollusca; Bivalvia; Pectinida; Pectinidae
Product: myoneurin-like
Exons: 3
Coding region: 164-1909 (581 amino acids)
Cellular component (GO): nucleus
Source: RefSeq, a predicted model, not a curated record